AUGCCACCACUCCUCCAUCCGAAAUCGCGAAUGACGUCGUCGCUCUUCGCAACGACAGUCGCCGCCUGCUUCCUCGUUGUCACGAUUCCGCAUCUGCUCCCUUGCCCUGUACCACGAGCCCGAUUUGCCGAUGGAGAUGUUAUGGUGGACGAGAAUGGCCGACGACUAAGAUGGAAGAGGAAGGAUACCAACCCAAGAGUCGAAGAUGGAAUCGUUCAGUUCAACGAUUUGACGACCGAAGAGACCGAGAGUGCACAGGACAGAGCGAAGAGGGAGUGCCCGUUACCGAAGCCGGGAGGUAUGCUAGGCGAGUGGUUGGGAUUCCACAAGGGCGACAACGAGACUGGACGAUGA
Molecule: messenger RNA, 354 nt
Organism: Fusarium sp. VM40
Lineage: Eukaryota; Fungi; Ascomycota; Sordariomycetes; Hypocreales; Nectriaceae
Source: the annotation of a GenBank genome assembly